This is a messenger RNA of Homarus americanus (American lobster), 360 nucleotides long. RefSeq names its product protein ZBED8-like. The record is from RefSeq and is a predicted model, not a curated record. Bases 1 to 360 code for a protein of 119 amino acids. NCBI's taxonomy places the organism in Eukaryota, Metazoa, Arthropoda, Malacostraca, Decapoda, Nephropidae. The transcript has a single exon.
AUGAACGGAGUUUGGGAAAACAGAGACUGGAUUGAGAGUGGUGCUUUCCAACAACAGUCCUUGAAUGUAGUUGAGGCAUCAUAUGAUGUUUCCAUUGAAAUAGCAAAGAAGAAGAAGGUCCACACGAUUGCUGAAACUUUAAUUAAGCCGUGUGCUUUAAAGAUGGUCAAGCGGGUUCUUGGGGAGGCAAAUGAACGAAAGAUUCAGCAGAUUUCCUUGUCAGAGUGUCGUCUGAAACGGAGAAUCAGUGAAAUGUCAGAUGAUAUCAUGGAACAAAUGAUACAGGAGAUUAAAUCGCCUCCAACUGGAAUGUUUGCAAUACAGUUGGACGCGUCAACGGAUGUGAGUUCUUGUGCAUAG